UCCAAGACAAGAAGAAGAAGAAGAACCUGCUAGCCGUUGGAGGUGAAGUCGUUGCGGAAAGACAUGCUGGAGUUAGAUUAACGUGCGUGUUAGUGGCGGUUAAACAACUUUAUCCUGUAAAAUUUUUAUUCCCGUCACUUCGCUACGACCACAGGCUUCCGAUCGAGACUGCCGGAGUUGGGUUUUCUCGAAGCGGAGCUACGAACAUCAACAGAGGAAGCAGCUAAGGAGCGAUGUCGUACUACUCGUCGUCCCGGAGCUCGUCUCGGGCCACCGACUGUAAAGUUUACGUCGGUGACCUUGGUAACGGCGCCGCCAAAGGGGAGCUGGAGCGGGCCUUCAGUUACUACGGGCCCCUGAGGACCGUGUGGGUGGCCAGGAACCCGCCCGGCUUUGCCUUCGUGGAGUUUGAGGAUCCCCGAGACGCAGAGGACGCGGUCAAAGGCAUGGACGGGAAGAUCCUUUGCGGCUCCCGUGUUCGUGUGGAGAUGUCCACCGGCCUGUCCAGGAAGGGCCGCGGGCGCCCCAGCCGCCGCCAGUUUGACCCCAACGACCGCUGCUACCAGUGCGGGGACCGGGGCCAUUACGCCUACGACUGCUACCGCUACAGCAAGAGAGGCCGGCGCAGCAGCAGGUCCCGGUCCAGAUCCCGGUCCCGCUCACGGUCCAGGUCCCGCGGACGGCGCUACCGCUCUCACUCCCGCAGCCGUAGCCGCAGCUACAGCCGGAGCCGCCGCAGAUCACCGUCAUACUCCAGACGCAGAAGCAGGUCUGGCUCCCCGGCCCGGUCCAAGUCCAGGACUCCAGUGAGAAGCCGCUCCAGGUCCCGCUCUCGGUCCGGUUCUGCCCCCAGGGGGCGCUCUGCAUCUCGCUCCCGCUCUCGAUCGCCGUCGGCCAACCACAAACGGGCCAGUCGCUCCCGCUCAGCGAGUCCGGCCCGGAGCCCCACACCUGCAGAAGACUGAGCGACCAAGACUCACAGCCAGCAGCAGCUGUUUUCCUUUGGUUCUGGUAUCGGUCCGUGUCGUCUCUCUCAUUAUUUCCAGAUCUAUUUUGGGGUUUUUUUUACCGCCAGGACUGCCGUCUCCACAGCUCCACAUGGCCCAGGUUGUAUAAAUAGGAGUAGUUUUAACUGUUGCUGCUGUGUAAGCGAUCUGUAUUUUGAAAAGCGUAGCAGAGACGGGAUGCGACACCUCGUUUGACUUUUAGCUGUAAAACUCAGAUCUUCCAGCAGCAAAUGGCAGGAAUGGGCUGAGCAGAUGAAAUGAGCUGAAGUAUUAAAACAUCCUGAGUUUUUCUGUUGGUCUCCUCUUCACAGGGACACUUGUUGCUCUGCAUGCCUUUAGAUCUAAAGUCACGUUGUUUUCCUGCUUCCCCUUCAUGAAGCUACCUGAAUAAUGUGAUUCCCUCUGAGUUUGAUACAUUGCUCUGACCCGAUUUUAAAACACAAGCGAGGCUCAUGUUGGGGCAGCUGUUUGCUUUUCUUUCUGUUCUCAGCUUUAGAAGUGAAAGUGUGGCGGUUUUAUUUUGGAAUAAACCUCUUCAACACAU
This is a messenger RNA of Xiphophorus hellerii (green swordtail), 1551 nucleotides long. Its product is annotated as serine/arginine-rich splicing factor 7-like. The coding region runs from base 234 to 965 and encodes 243 amino acids. The record is from RefSeq and is a predicted model, not a curated record. Gene Ontology annotation, molecular function: zinc ion binding; RNA binding. NCBI's taxonomy places the organism in Eukaryota, Metazoa, Chordata, Actinopteri, Cyprinodontiformes, Poeciliidae. The transcript has 8 exons.